AUCAUUACCAUACAUUGACCAUCCAUUACUAAACGUCUUGAUGUGUUGUAACUUCCAACAGGCCAAAGCUUCAUCAACACCAUCUUCGGCGCCGCCUUCCUUUCUCGUGCUGAAGUCGACACCGUGCCUUUCUCCUCCGACAAGCUUUCUGAGAUGCUACACCGCUUGAAUGUUCUUCCCGGUUCCGACUUAGCCAAGGAAGUAAAGAAAAAGCUCAGCGACUGCGAGGCGGCUGCCUCGGAGGGAGAGCACAAGUUCUGCGCCACCUCACUGGAAUCUAUGGUCGACUUUGCGGUCUCCAAGCUAGAGACGCAUGACCUUCAGGUCUCGGCGACCGCGGUGCGCGGCAAGAAGGAGACCGCACCGAAGCAAAGGUACACAGUUGCACCCUCGGGCAUGCAAAAGGCUACGGGCUUCGAGUUGAUUCGCUGCCCCCGCGAGGCCUUCCCAUACGCUGUGUAUUAUUGCGACUUGACCCGGGCUACCAAAGCCUUUGUCGUCACGCUGGUAGGUGAGGACGGGACGACCGCGGAGGCGGUGGCCGCCUGCCACUGUCGCACAUUCGGAUGGAGGUCCGUGUUCUUCAAGGUGCUUGGCGUGAAGCCUGGAACUCCCAUCUGCCACUUCCACAAGACCACCUCGUCUGGAGACCGGUUCACAACGUUGCGUUGCACUACCAGUUAGUAGUGUUUGCUCUACUACAUGCGACAUUUAUCUGUUGUCAUUCGCAUUGAAGCUAGGAUUAUGAAUGUUAUGCUAUCCUCAUAGUAUUAUUAAUGCACUAGGAAAAUAAUUGCGUGGGCAUGUAAUUGCUGCCUAUUAGUAAUUAUAUCGAUCAUUUUGCACCCUCGUUAAAAUAAACACAUCAUAUUAUUUCUAUUCUGAAA
Phoenix dactylifera (date palm) is the source of this 887-nucleotide messenger RNA. The record is from RefSeq and is a predicted model, not a curated record. NCBI's taxonomy places the organism in Eukaryota, Viridiplantae, Streptophyta, Magnoliopsida, Arecales, Arecaceae.